UUUAGCAGACACACUCCUUCACUUAGACGUCCACGACUGCACACAUUUGCUACUUGUCAGACCCCUUCCUCUCCUCUCACAAUGACCCUCUGCUCCAGCUGCUUCCUCCCCCUGCUCUUCCUCCUCAUCCUGUCCCUGUCCUCUCUCACGAGCGCUGAGCCAAGACGCUCCACUUCCGGUCAUCAUCGCAGGGCCCCGCGUGCGCCUGCCGCAAAGGUGCGUCUGGCGGGGAACUUCGCCCGGGAGCCUCACGAGGGUCGCGUAGAGGUGCUGCACAACAACACGUGGGGGACGGUGUGUGACGACGAGGUGGACAUCAACCUGGCCAACGUGGUGUGUCGAGAGAUAGGCUUCCUGGGGGGCAUCACGUGGGCACACAGCGCCAAAUAUGGAGAAGGACAAGGCCCCAUAUGGAUGGACAAUGUUCGCUGUGAUGGUUCUGAGAAGUCCUUAAAAGACUGCAAGCACAGUGGUUGGGGGGUGAAUGACUGCAAACAUUCUGAAGACUUGGGGGUGGUGUGCACCCCUGAGCGCAGGCAAGAGCAGACAAGCAGUAGAGACCAAAGCAACGCCAUUGGGACCAAUGGCGGUCCUGCGCCUCAUUGGCAAAACCUUGUGACCACCCGCAGGCACACUGGAUAUGGUUAUUAUGGUAACGGACAUGCAUAUGAGGUCCCUAUCAUCCAGAGGCAAUACCUUAACCAGGGUCACAGUAAGGUUCGAAUUGAGGAGGUGCGCCUGAGGCCCAUCCUCAUGGCGACCAAGAAGAAGAGCUUGGUCACAGAAGGUGUGGUGGAAGUGAAGCACGCUGGGAGAUGGAGGCAAGUCUGCGACAUGGGCUGGAGCCUCAACAGCAGCAGAGUCUUGUGUGGGAUGCUCGGCUUUCCGGAGGCCGCUCAGCCUAACGUCAAAAUGUACAAGAAAAUAUGGGACACCAAAGUUGCAGAUCCUUCAACAAGGUUGAGCGUCAUGGCCAAGAAGAAGGGCUUCUGGAUGGAGAAAGUCAACUGUCUGGGCAGUGAGAACACGCUGUCCGAGUGCCACGCUCAGCUGUCAUUCCCCCGUAGCCCUGCCCCCUGUAAGAACGGCCGACAUGCCGUGGUCAAAUGUGUGCCGGGCCCUCAGUUUUCCAGAAUCUCUUCUGGGAGACCCCAAGCCCCCUACCCAGUUGUGCCGGUGCGUCUGAAGGCCGGGCCCAGGCUGGGUGAGGGACGUGUGGAGGUGCUCCGAGAUGGAAAAUGGGGGACGAUCGUGGACCACAUGUGGGAGAGGACUGCUGCCAGCGUGGUGUGCAGAGAGCUGGGCUUCGGUUCUGCCAAGGAUGCACUGCAUGGCGCCUUUAUGGGUCAAGGUACUGGACCCAUCCACAUGAACAGUGUACAGUGCAUUGGCACAGAGCGCUCCAUCCUGGACUGCUACUUCCAGGAAGUUCAACCGUGGACGUUCAAACACAGCCAGGAUGCCUCAGUGCGCUGUAACGUCCCCAAAACGGGCACAGAGCACAUGGUGCGGCUGGCUGGUGGGAGGGUUCCAUCCGAGGGCAGAGUGGAGGUGCUGAUGGAAGUUGGUGGCCGUAAACGUUGGGGUUCCGUCUGUAGUGAGAACUGGGGCAUCAACGAGGCCAUGGUGGUGUGCAGACAGCUGGGUCUGGGCUUUGCUGCGAGUGCACAUGAGGAUACUUGGUAUUGGUCCAGUGACCCCAAUGCAGCCGAGCUGAUUCUCAGCGGAACUCACUGUGUGGGAACCGAGCUCUCAAUUCAGCAGUGUCGUCGAAACAACCACAUGCACUGUCCUCGAGGUGGCGGAGCUAAGGCUGCUGGGGUUACCUGCUCAGAAACCGCCCCUGACCUCGUUCUGGACGCCCAGCUGGUCCAGGAGACGGCCUACCUGGAAGACCGACCGCUCCACCUGCUCAGCUGUGCCAAUGAGGAGAACUGUCUGUCCUCCUCCGCCGCCAGGAUGAACUGGCCGUACGGUCAUAGACGACUCCUACGCUUCUCCUCGCGCAUCAUGAACCUGGGCCGCUCCGAUUUCCGACCCAAAGCGACGAGAGAGAGCUGGACGUGGCACCAGUGUCACAGGCAUUACCACAGCAUCGAGGUGUUCACACAUUACGACCUGCUGACUCUCAAUGGCACCAGGGUCGCGGAGGGACAUAAGGCCAGUUUCUGUCUGGAGGACACGCAUUGCCCUGAUGGUGUCCAAAAGCGCUUUUCUUGUUAUAACAUGGGUGACCAGGGUAUCUCUGUGGGCUGCUGGGACACCUACCGCCACGAUAUCGACUGUCAGUGGGUGGAUGUGACGGACGUACGGCCUGGAGAUUACAUCUUUCAGGUGGAAGUCAACCCCUCCAUGGACAUGGCCGAGUCGGACUUUAUGAACAACGUUAUGCGAUGUCGCUGCAAAUACGACGGCCACAGAGCUUUCAUGUACGGAUGUCACGCAGGUGAGCAUCCAUUUUCCACCACUUUUCCCGACACCACUCUGUCACUGCUGACUCUCUUCUCCCCGCUUCAAGGAGAUGCAUACAGCGCAGAGAUAGAAGACCUGUUCGAGCACCAGAGGCAAAUAACCAACAACUUUGUGUAGAGGAAGCCAUAAGACCCAACACGAAGCGCGUCGCAUGGGGGCUCAGACGCUGCUCAAGGUGGGCAGAGGUCAUGGCCCCGGUCCCUUGGGACAUUAGCACCCACUAUUAACUAGGAACACAGAAAGUAAUGCUGCCUGUCCAUCUGCUUGGCAGCUGAUAAACAUCACGUCACAAAACAAACCAAUAACUAGACCGGCCAAUGACAACAAGAGUGGCCCAUGCAGCUUUUGGCUUUAAUUACUCUAGUUAUAUUGAUUCUAUUUUUUUGGGAAUGUGGACUACUAAUAACUUUUUCCAAACUUAUACACAUGAAAGAUUAAAGACACAACACUAAUAUAUUUACAUAAAAUAGUUUUAAAUUGUGAUCUGGAGGAAGUUUAGCCAUGCUUGUUAGAUUAACAAUGGAAGAGUGCUUUUAAAUACUUUAGAUCUACACGUGAAUUAAAAAAAAAAAGUAUAUUAAAUCAUUUCUAAUUCAUAUCCUUGGCUUUAACAAAACAGUGGCUGCCACAUUACAUUUUGCUUGCCAACUUAACAAGGUAGGAAAACUUAAAGCUAUUUUAUGGAACAAAGCACUUUAUCUUUAUACAUCAAUAUUCUUCUAAUUCUGUCCCAUAUUGUUUUCUUUUUAAUUUAGCUUUGACUUAUUCCGAAUAUUUGCUUUAUAUAGUAUGCUACAGCUUUUUUCAGACAGAGAAAUAUUAAUGUGGUGCUUUAGUAUGCAAUGUACUAUUUAUACUGAUAUUUUAUUUAUUAAUAGGAACACGCAACAUAUUCAGUCAACUACAGUUUACCUUAUUUUGUUCUGGAACAACCUUCACAGCUAUGGGGCAUUUUACAAAAUACACGUGAAUAAUCUUAUUUUAAAUUUGGUUAUUGAAACAACUGUAGAAAUUUCUGCCCUCAAUUUUUUUGGUUGGGAGGGAACACCAGUGUGACAGAACCACAGUUUUGCGGUCAUCAUGCCAGCAGGCUUUGAGAGCGUAUAAAAAAGCCUUUUAAUUACGUCUGUUUGGGUUCGUUUCAAGGUUACGGUUAGGCUUUUAUGCGCAAUAUAGAAUGGCUGCCUGUUGAAUCACGGAAAGAACUGACAUUUAGGGACAAGAGACGUUGAAAGGUGUGGUCAAGGUGUGAUUGAGACAAAGGGAAAGGAUCAACUUCCAAGAAAGGCAAAUGUUUAUGCAGAUAUACUUUUGUUUACCAUCAAAGGUCCCAAAAAGACAACAACCUUUUUGGCUGCGGGCAUAAACAGGGGUUUUACUUUUGUGAAUCCCUACCUUUUGUCUCUUUUUUGUUAAACAUGUAACUUUUAUUUGAGUUAUCAGGGCCACGCUGAGAAGAAAAACAAUAACUAUAGCAACUUUAAAAGAAUGCAUUUUAAUGGGAAUUAUGUCUAUAUUUAAUAUUAGGACAAAAAAGCCUUGAUUUUAAGUCACAAUAUUGAUCAUGUUUUUCCUGGGUAUAUAAAUAUAUUAGAAAGUCACAAUAUUUAAAUAUUAAUAUACCCAGGAAAAAAAGUUUGGAAGAAAAAAUUAUAAAAUUAUUUUGGAAUGAAUUAAUUUGAAUUAAGUUAAAUUAUGAUGCUAUUAUUUAUAAUUAAUAGAUUAAAGAAGUCAUCACAAGAUAAAAAAUAAGAAAAGUUAAAAUAAUAAAAAAUAAUAAAAUCAUAAUCUUAGAAAGAAAAAUUUUGACAAAAAAAAUUACAUUUUACAAGAAAAAAAAAGGUAAUGGUAGGAGAAUAAAAUUCUGCCAUCUCAAGAAAAAAAAGCUGCUAUUUUACAAGAAUAAAAUUGUAAUAUUUCAAGCAUAAACGUAUAACUUCUUUUUAACGGCUGGUAAAUAACAUAACCAGGGAUGCUCCCAUCAGGUUUUUAUGCCGCCGAUACUGAUAAUCGAGUGAAAUCGGCCGAUACUGAUACCGAUACGGAUCACAUAGAUUGUGUACAUUUUUAAAUGUACUACUGGCCACAUCAGGGGUCACCAACGUUUUUCUUGUGAGAGCUCCUUUUACAAAAUUUAAGAAAAUGGCUAAGAGCUACUCAUUUUUGUAACAUUUAUUUUCAUAGCUUAUUUCAACCCAAAUAAACUGAAUAUGCUUGUUUUACCACAUUAACAAAAUGCUGGUAUCCACAACUCACAUUUUAGAAGGCAUUUCUUUCUGGUGUUCACACAUUAUUAACUGAAAACCUGAAUAAAAAGCGGGCUUACAGGCGCCUCAUGUGGUCGUGGGGGGGGGCUCCCUGGGCUAUAUGAUAUGAAAGGGGAACCAUAACAUUUAGACAAAAACAUAUUUGACUUACUUUUUCAAAAUCACAAAAAGACUCAGAGAGAUCAGGGCGGGAGAUGGUCCCUAUUGGCUGGAUGCUGCAAUGGGGUCGGAGCUGAUCGGCAUUCAAAAGCAAGUAUCGGCAUAUACCGAUUCCGUGCUUUUUCACGCAAAUUGGCCGGUACUGAUCGGUGGUCGGUCGAUAGGAGCACCCCUCAACAUAACCUAAAUAAUAUAUGGCAGGUUUCCAAAGAAAGUGUUUAUGUGGGAAUUUUGAAAUUCACUCAUAACAUUUUUUUUCUUGUAAUAGUCCUACUUUAUUGCCACUCCUACUUUUUUGUCAUAACUGAACCUUCCCCGCCCCCAGCGUGGCCCCGGGACUCCUUCAUACUUUUUGAUGUAACUGCAUUUUAUUUCCAACAUGUAAUUUUCAUUCAUCACAUGUUCCCCCGCUAAAUGUACAGGAUUUGAUGUGUUUAGAUUGCUUUCAAAAGUGAAACCUGUUUAACAUACUCACGAGGACAUUGUAUGAAAAGUUAAGCACUGCAUUAGAUUUGAAUGCGAGUCUUUUCUGCUACAUUCACAUUAGAAAAAAGCUUCUUCCAAUAUUACCAAAAUUAGUCCGUUUUCUUCUAAUUACAGCUCUCCUUUAUACAAAAUCGAAUAAUUUAUUGUGAGAACAAACUUCAUUAAGACUCAAGUGUAAACUGGAUUCAUUUUUUCUUCUUUAUUUUAUUUUGUCUGAAAUAAUCUGAACAUUUGCUUGCAUUUUAAAGUCAGCAUUACUUAAAGCAGCUAAAUAUACCAAAUAGCAGACUUGAAAGGAGUGUUUACUGUUGCUUUCCGCUUAUGUACAGUCACUACUGUCAUAUUUUUUAAAUAGUCUGUUAUAUGUGUUAUUUAAAAUUGUAUGCAGUUCCAUAGCUCCAGUGAGUUAAUAUUGCUCACGCUCAUCUUCUUACUGUAUGUGCCCCUUGCUAUAUGUGUAGCAUCUGUAUGGCCGGUGGUGCCUUAAAGCUGAGAGUGUGAGCUCCACGGUGCUCCUUCUUUACAUUCACAUUGAUAGCAAGCUGAGCUCUCAGGGACUAGGACCUCGUUUCAAAUGUACAUGUGAUGUGACACACACAAACACACACGCACACACACCAAAGACAAUUCUGGUACUGAAAAGUAUGAAGGUGAUCGUUAGAGGAUGAAGUGUGGAUAAACACUGGCUGAGUCACUUCAAAUCACCUUUUUUCAUCCAUUCAUCAUGACUGUGAAUCAAUAAAACAUCAUCACACACUAAGUUGUCGCUGCUCCCUGUUGAUUCAAGAGUAUUUGUCCAUGACAAACUUCUUCUACAUCAGGAAGACAAAUGGUGCUCUAUUACGCAACAGUUGCAUUCCACCUGCAAACCAACUUGACCCCAAAGUUCAAUUUUUGACACAUACGGAUGACUGGAACUAAGUUACAAGCUCUCUGUAACCAAAACCCCCAAAAAGCCUUUCAAGCUGUUAGGCUUGCUUUCGACUUAAUCCUUUGCAAACAUCGCCUUCCCCUUCUGAGUGCCGACAAGCAGCCAGACUAUUUCAGUAACACAAACACACAAAGUGUCCUGGAACUGAUGACCAAAUGCAAGCAAUAUCAAACCAGGUACAAGUGUAGUCUGGGAAGGA
Dunckerocampus dactyliophorus (ringed pipefish) is the source of this 6514-nucleotide messenger RNA. RefSeq names its product lysyl oxidase-like 4 (gene loxl4). The transcript has 14 exons. The coding region runs from base 82 to 2589 and encodes 835 amino acids. The record is from RefSeq and is a predicted model, not a curated record. Gene Ontology annotation, cellular component: membrane. NCBI's taxonomy places the organism in Eukaryota, Metazoa, Chordata, Actinopteri, Syngnathiformes, Syngnathidae. Gene Ontology annotation, molecular function: copper ion binding; protein-lysine 6-oxidase activity. Gene Ontology annotation, biological process: peptidyl-lysine oxidation.